Messenger RNA from Hippocampus comes (tiger tail seahorse), 1133 nucleotides. It is a transcript of the gene rwdd4, whose product is annotated as RWD domain containing 4. Bases 149 to 712 code for a protein of 187 amino acids. NCBI's taxonomy places the organism in Eukaryota, Metazoa, Chordata, Actinopteri, Syngnathiformes, Syngnathidae. The record is from RefSeq and is a predicted model, not a curated record. Gene Ontology annotation, molecular function: protein binding. The transcript has 8 exons.
UCACUGCGCAUGCGCAAAAAAAUGUCACGUUAAUACAGGCAAGAUGUUAGCGCUGAAGUUCUCGUAAAUUCUCUCUUAUUAAUAAUAGUCCCCCGUGACUGUUCGGCACCGCGGAAAGAGCACGCCACGGCCAAACGAAAGCGAAGCCAUGACAGCGAACGAGGAUCAAGAGAUGGAGUUGGAGGCUCUUCGCUCUAUCUACGAGGGUGACGAGUGUUUUAAAGAGCUUAGUCCAGUUUCUUUUCAAUUAAGGAUAGGAGACCUGGAGGACUCCAAAGCAUUCAUCUUGGACAUCACGUGGCCAGAGGCAUACCCCGUGACUGGUCCUCAAAUCUCACUGGAUGGCUUUUUUAACAACCGAAUCAUUCCCGAAAUCAAGCAGCUUAUCCUGUCCAAGCUGGCGGAGCAAGUGGAGGCCAAUCUGGGCGAUGCCAUGACGUACACCCUGUUCGAGUGGGCCAAGGAGAACCAAGAAGCCCUGAUGGAGAACCACAGACCCGUGGUCACCGCCGUGACUUUAACAUCCAGCGGUGAGGCAAUACCGAACGCUGUGACAGCCAAAAAGAAGGAAAGGAAGGAGCAGCUCACAAAAGCGCAGAAGAGGAGGAUCAUCAGUCGGACAGAUAACAAAGGGGAACUGCCGAGAGGUUGGAAUUGGAUUGACGUCAUCAAACAUCUGAGUAAAACGGGAGGCGGUAAAGAUGACGAUUAGGCCCCCGAGUUGCCGCCUCGCUGCCGUUUACAAUUUGAACGGGAACGUCUUUGUGCCGCCGCCUACCUCCAGGUCACUCGAAUGCAUGGCCACCGAGCGGAGGCAGAACUUAUCGGCGCAAUGUCAUUCGUGUUUCAUCAAGGUUACUUGAAAGCCUUCCGUUAUGAAAGUACCAACUCUCACUGCCAGAACCUUGAAGCAAUUCGCCUUGCAAAUGGAUAUUUUGUAUUCUCGUGAGACUCGCCGGCAAAUAAUUCCAUCACGUUUGACUUGACUAUUUUCUCAUUUCAGGUUGACCAGAUUUUAUUUUGUCUAUUCAAAUAAAACCCCAUUUGGAAGCACCUGCUGCCGAGGGGACUUGAUAUUGAAUUUUUGUUGUUUUUGGUCUAGAUGUGAUUUUAAUGAAAGGCUUUGCUUACCA